AUGGCUCCGAAAAAUAAGGCUGCAUGGAUUCCUGCGAAAAAGGCUCUACCGUUCGAGGUUGGCGAUGCACCGUACACACCUCCUGGCCCGGGCCAAGUCGUGGUCAAGAACACGGCCGUGGCCAUUAACCCUUUCGACUGGGUGUUGCAGUACAUUGGGCCCGCAGUCGCUGGCUAUAUUCAAUACCCCUUCAUCUUUGGGACCGACGUUGCAGGCGAAGUGGUAGAGGUCGGCCCUGACGUGAAACGCUUCCGCGUGGGCGACCGAGUCUCUGGAAGCGCUACAGCCUUAGCUAAGGAGGUCAACUGCUCAGCCGAGGGAGGGUUCCAGCUCUACACCGUGAUGCGACAGCACAUGCUGACGCCAACUCCUUCCCACAUCACCGACGAACAGGCUUGUGUCCUGGGACUGGGCCUCGGGACUGCAGCGUACGGUCUCUUCCACCCCGACUACCUGGCCCUCGAUAUGCCUCAGAUCCCGGCGCCCGUCGACGUCAUGGGCAAGUCAGGCAAGCCGCGUGCCGUCAUCAUUACUGGUGGUGCGUCGAGUGUUGGGAGCAACGCCGUGCAGCUUGCCGUGUCUGCUGGCUACCAAGUCCUGUCCACGUCAUCUCCCAAGAACUUUGACUAUGUCAAGGGCCUCGGUGCAACCCAUGUCUUCGACUACCGCAGCAAAACAUUAGUCCAGAACCUCCUAGGGGCUCUCGCGGGUCGUGAGCUGGUUGGUGCUUACACUAUUGGCCGUGGCGCCGUUGAGGCAUGCACCGCCGUUAUGAAGAACCAUGAUGCCAAACUCACCAGGAAGUUCAUCGCCGUGGCCGGUACCAUAGUAUCUCCCACCAAGCUCACGACAUUUGUUGGCAAGGGAACAUACUUGAUGGGCAUGGUGGGCAGCAUGAUCAAGUCGACCGGGACGCGCCUCACGACUGGGGUCGAAGCCAGAUUCAUUUUUGUCAAUGACCUAGUCAACCCCGACAGCGUCGUGUCUCGCGUCUACAUGGAUUUCUUGCCACAGGCGCUUGAGCGGGGCCAGUUUGUGCCAGCACCUCCGCCGCAUGUUGUGGGCAACGGCCUGGACAAGAUACAAGAGGCUUUGGAUCUUCAGAGGCAAGGUGUCUCGGGAAGGAAGCUUGUCGUGAUGCUAUAG
Messenger RNA from Penicillium canescens, 1146 nucleotides. RefSeq names its product zinc-binding alcohol dehydrogenase family protein. Bases 1 to 1146 code for a protein of 381 amino acids. NCBI's taxonomy places the organism in Eukaryota, Fungi, Ascomycota, Eurotiomycetes, Eurotiales, Aspergillaceae. The transcript has a single exon. The record is from RefSeq and is a predicted model, not a curated record. Gene Ontology annotation, molecular function: oxidoreductase activity, acting on NAD(P)H.